AUGACUAUUUCUGAAAUUGAAUGCUGUGCUGCGAUGUUUCCAAAUUCAGAAUCGCUGAAAUUGAAUGCUGUCGGCGAAGAAGAAGCAGCUGUACGGGAUGAUAAUAUAGUCGUACUGGCGGGAACGUGGGUACGGCUGGAAGACGGUGUUUUUGAGUUUAAAUUGGACAUGUCUAGGAUGUGUAGGUCUAUUUAUUGCCGGAAAACUGACGGAAUUGAUGCUCUUAGGUCGAAAGUCAGCGCCGAGUACGCUAUCGAUUGUAGAGUAGUGUCGGUGGAUCUUACUUACCUUAUAGAUGAUGUGUUGGCCGAGAAGUAUGGAAACGGUUCUCAACCAACAGAGAUUGUGAGCACUCGUGAUUACAGAAGCUUCCUGUUUCUGCACAAGGCCGACAAGUCUCUCAACUUGUUUGUGAUGUUUAGAGAGACGGUGGGGGACGAACUAGUGAUUAUGAAACCGAAGCCGAGAUUGAGAGCUGGAUUAUCACUUGGCGCACUUAGUAGUGGCGUAGAAGAUGAUGUAGAUCAAACUGCUAGGAACGGAGUGGAUGGUGAUUUGGGACGAAAUUCGAUUAUAGAAGAAAGUGACGAUGAAGAAUUUCUAAGGGCGGUUGAUGCACUGGAAGCAAGUGUAUUGGAAGCAAAGUCUACGAGCGGAGUGGAAGCAAGUGCAUUGGAAGCCAAGUCUGCGAGUGGACAGAGUGAGGAACCUGAGGUUGGAAUCGACUUUGACGAUGUCCCAGAUUAUGAGGAGGAGUAUGAGUACGACGAGGAGGGCUGUGUCGGAUCUGAAGACGACGUGCCAGAUACUGAGGAGGGUGAUUAUUACUACGAUGAUGGUGAAUAUGAUUAUGACUGGUGGACGGAGUACGUGAGAAACGAUGGGAAAGGGGAUGCGCCUGUGAAAUACAAAGGAGUAGUAGGCAGUGACGAUGAUGAUGACUUUGUAGAGGAUCUUUCAGACGUGCGUAGCUUCAGGAACGGGAGAAGCUAUUUUGAUGGUUGCGCCGAUCCACUGCCGCGUUGCAGGGAGAACUGGACUUGCGUUGAUGAUGAAGAUUUUUGUGAACAUCCACCGAUGCGUAAAAAGAGUGUAGAGACAAGAAGAGCAGAUGGUGGGGGUGAUUUUGUGAUGGAAACACCUCCCAAACCGAGGGAGUAUCCGGGUAAUGUCUUCAGGAAACGUGAUGAUAGCUAUUAUGGGGAUGAUUUUAUUGAUCCUCCAUCUGCGCCCGAGUCCGGAGUAGAGCUUGGUCCACGGAAUCUGAUGAAAGGAAUCCGUCUCACUGAAAUAUAUGGUUACGAAGAUGUGGAGCCUAUGUUCAACGACAUGGAUAAUCAGAGUUCGUUGACAAUUCACGAUUUGGAUUUAUCGUAUGAGGAUACAGAUAUUUUCAUAGACAGGUUGUUCAGACACAAGCAACAUUUCAAGACGACGCUAGCCAUCUAUGCACUUAAGAAUAUAUUCCGCUUCAGGUAUCACAAGCACGCGCAUAACUAUACGGUCGCGAGGUGCAUCUCAAAUAAGUGUGGCUGGAGAAUCAUGGCGAAGCAAGUUGGUGAUUCGCAGACGUAUGAGGUGAGGAAGGCACAACUGAAUCACGUAUGUGACGUAGAUUCUAGGGGUUCGUAUACAAAACACGCAUCAUCCAAAGUUAUAGCAGCAUUGGUGAGGUUGAAAUACAAGUCAUGUGUUGGACCCCGGGCGAAGGAUCUACCGGCGUCGGUACUAAAGGAGCACGGGAUCUUUGCUUCGUAUUGGAAGUGUUGGAAAGCGAGGGAACUUGCUAUCGCGGAUGCACACGGAACAGAGGAAGCUUCUUACAGGUUACUACCUAAGUACAUGUAUCUUCUAAAGUACGCUAAUCCGGACAGCUUAUGCCAUCUGCAUACGGAGGUUGAUAAGAAAGGUGAUCGUAGGUUUAAGUAUGCCUUCGUGGCACUUAAAACUUGUAUCGACGGAUGGAAACAUCUUCGCAUAGUCGUAGUGGUGGACGGGACGCAUAUGUUUGGGAAGUACAGAGGCGCAAUACUAACCGCUUCUGGUCAGGAUGCAAACUUCCAGAUUUUUCCUAUUGCGUUUGCAGUUGUUGACAGCGAGAAUGACGAGUCUUGGCUAUGGUUCUUUGAGAAGCUCCUUGAUAUUAUUAGUGAUGGUGCGGACCUUGCAAUGAUAUCGGAUAGGGCUCCGUCUAUAGCUACAGCGAAGGAGGUACAUUAUCCGCUUGCACAUCAUGGAAACUGUCUUCUACACAUCCAGAGGAACGUGAAUCAGAAGUUCACCAAACGGAAGCAGAGGUACAUUGUAGGCGUAGCCGGGGAGGCCUACACUAAAGCUAAGUUUAAGAGAGUAUACGACCUGUUGAAGGAAACAGAUAUGAAGUGUUGGAAAUAUAUGGAGCUUAUAGAUGUCCGCCUCUGGACGAGGGCGUACUUCGAAGGAGACCGAUACAACUUGAUGUCUAGUAACAUAGCCGAAUCCCUGAAAAAAGACGUGGUUUGGGAUUUUCCGUGGAAUAUAUUACAAGCUCCCAUACAAAGACGUGGCAAUACAAGAUCAAAACCAUAG
Molecule: messenger RNA, 2568 nt
Organism: Microthlaspi erraticum
Lineage: Eukaryota; Viridiplantae; Streptophyta; Magnoliopsida; Brassicales; Brassicaceae
Source: the annotation of a GenBank genome assembly